UAACUGAGCUACCUCAAUUAACGAUUUGAAGGAAAAUAUAUCGCCACCUAGCGGAAUACAUUGAAAACUUAUCGAUACGACCGUGUAUAAUCCAUCCACAAGACGUCAGAAAUUAAGCCAUCAACUAGUUUCAAAAAAUAUCAACGAGAUAGCGCUACAUACACCAAAACAAAAGACAUGGAAGAAAUAAAAAAGCUAUUAGAGAAAAUGCAACAAGAAAUUAGACAGUCAAAAAUGGAAAUGUUAGAAAUGAAAGAGGAAAUAAAAACAACUAUUAUUAACAGUCUAAAUGAAAAAUUUUCGAAUUUCGAAGCGAAACAAGAUCACUUCGAAACAAAAAUCCAACAACAAAGUACAGCGAUAAAAAACUUUGAAAGAUACAUUCGACGUAAAAAUCUAAUCUUGUUCGGCGUAGAGGAACAAGAGAAAUCAUAUGAUGAGCUGGAGAAUACCAUAAUAAAUUUAAUAAAUACACACUUUAACUUCCAAUAUAAUAAUUAUAGUAUAGAAGAGGUGAGAAGACUUGGAAAAAAGAAGGAUACAAUUAGACCAAUAAAAAUAACUUUCAGCACAAUGGGAUUAAAAAUAAAAAUCUUGAAAAAUAAAAAACUACUGGAAAACACGACGUAUUACUUGAAAGAGGACUACCCAUUAGACAUCCUAAAUAAGCGUAAAGAGCUACUUGAACAGCUGAGAAAAGAGAAACAAUUAGGAAAUAAGGCCUACCUCAGUUAUGACAAACUGAUCAUAAUAAAAGACAAAGAACAACAGCCUCCUCUUAGUCACAAAAACAAAAGAAAUUUGUCUGAAAAACCAGAGUUAUUACAUGCAAGCAACCAAAUACCACGUACAUUAAUGAGAACCAGGUCCCAUUCCCAAACAAAAAAUAAAAUAAAUAAAACAAACAAACAAAUAACCCUAAAUAAAUUUGAAGCAAACACGAAACAUCUCCCCAAUCCGGUUGGUCACCGUGGGGUUAGAGACCACCACCCCCCAAAUCCACUUUUAAAUAAAAAUAAAAGAAACAAAAAGGUAUUUAUAUCAACAUUGAAUACAAGAACAUUAAAAACGCAAGACCGAUUAAACGAACUAGACCAUGCACUCAAACAAAUCAAUUGGGACAUUAUAGGCCUGUCUGAAGUUAGAAGAUCAAAUGAACAAAUACAGGAAUAUGACGACUACAUUUUGUACUACAAGAACGAAAUUCCCGGACUGUAUGGAGUUGGAUUUUUGGUAAAAAAAUAUCUCAAAGAAAAUAUCCUGGAGUUUAUUGGAAUUUCAGACAGAAUAUCAGUACUAAAUGUGAAACUGCCACAUCAUAAAAAUAAAUUAAAUAUUUCAAUAGUUCAGGUUUAUGCUCCGACAGAAAACGCAGAAGAACAAACAAAAGAUUUAUUCUAUGAGAGCUUAAGACAAACUAUGGAAACAAUACAUAAUACAGUUAUUAUUAUUGGUGAUUUUAAUUCCCAAAUAGGAAAACGAGAAAGUAAUGAAAAUAACUGCUUGGGACCUUACACGUAUGGUAAAAGGAACAAAAACGGCCACAGAUUAAUGGAUUUCGUUCAAGAAUUCAACUUAAAUGUCAUGAAUAGCUAUUUCAACAAAAAGCCGAACAAAAAAUGGACGUGGAUUUCACCCCUCGGAAAUAUUAGAAAUGAAAUUGAUUACAUUAUAACGAAUAAACCUAAAUUCUUUAUUAAUAUAGAAAUUAUAAACAGACUUGAUUUCAACACAGACCACCGAAUGGUACGCGGAACGAUAACCGCGAGUCUCAAAAAUCAACCACGGAAACAUUUAAAAAGCAGGCCACAAGAGGAUGAUAUUUCCUAACACCAUACUAAACACAUUAAAAGUCAUUU
Bombyx mandarina (wild silkworm) is the source of this 1859-nucleotide messenger RNA. RefSeq lists its product as uncharacterized. The record is from RefSeq and is a predicted model, not a curated record. NCBI's taxonomy places the organism in Eukaryota, Metazoa, Arthropoda, Insecta, Lepidoptera, Bombycidae.